This is a messenger RNA of Heterobasidion irregulare TC 32-1, 2019 nucleotides long. Its product is annotated as urea transporter. The record is from RefSeq and is a predicted model, not a curated record. NCBI's taxonomy places the organism in Eukaryota, Fungi, Basidiomycota, Agaricomycetes, Russulales, Bondarzewiaceae. Gene Ontology annotation, molecular function: urea transmembrane transporter activity. The coding region runs from base 28 to 2019 and encodes 663 amino acids. The transcript is spliced from 19 exons. Gene Ontology annotation, cellular component: plasma membrane. Gene Ontology annotation, biological process: urea transmembrane transport.
GGUGUUGGCUUUUUCUUCGCAGGUAUCAUGCUUCUUUUGACGCUUCUGCAAUCAAAGUUCUCGGGUAUCUCUCCUUCUGCUUCCGAAGAGUUCUCGGUGAUGUCAAGGCAAGUGGUCCCGGGUUUGGUAUGCUGUGGAAUUGUGAGUGCGUGGACGUGGAGCGCAACUCUUCUCCAAUCCAGUACAGCGGCAUAUACUUUUGGUUCGUGGUAUGGCGUUGGAGGAACGAUUCAAGUAGCCAUAUUUGCAAUGGUAGCGGCCAAGGUAAAAAUGAAUGCAAAUGGCGCGCAUACCUUCCUCGAGAUUGUCAAGGUUCGGUUCGGCAUCGGAGCCCAUCUGUUGUUCACAUUUUAUGGAUUUCUUUGCAUUCUCGUUGUGAGCGGGUCUCUCCUUCUUGGAGGCGCUGCAACCGUCAACGCGCUCACUGGGAUGAACACCAUUGCAGCUUGUAUACUUCUACCUAUUGGUAUUGCCGUCUACGUCGUUUUCGGUGGCUUGCGCGCAACAUUCAUUUGCGACUGGAGCCAUACGAUUAUUCUAUUCGUCGUCAUCUAUAUCUUCUUCUUCCAGGUGUAUGCCACAUCCCCAGAGCUUGGAAGUAUAACUCGAAUGUAUGCCCUUCUGCAGCAAGCGGGGAUUGACACGCCGGUCUACGGAAACCAGGGCGGAAGUUAUCUUACCAUGAAGUCCAACGGUGGACUCGUAUUUGGUGCUGCCACCAUUCUGUCUGGGUUUUCCGGCGUAUUUUGCGACCAGGGAUAUUGGCAACGUGCCAUUGCCAGUGCCCCUCAGACGACUACUAAGGCAUAUAUGCUCGGUGGACUUUCCUGGUUUGCUAUUCCGUGGGGAUUCGCAUCUUGCUUAGGUUUAGCAGCGCGCGCUCUUGUAUCUAACCCAAGAUUCCCAACAUACCCAAAUCCCCUCUCUGCGUCUCAAACUAGCGCUGGACUUGCGGCUCCUGCGGCAGCCGCAGUGGUUAUGGGUAAAGGCGGCGCGAUCGCUAUGCUUCUUGUAGUCUUCAUGGCUGUCACAUCAGCAGCAAGCGCAGAGUUAAUCGCUGUAUCUAGUAUCUUCUCAUCAUUCCGUAGCUUGUACAGGACCUACUGGCGCCCUCAAGCAUCCGGGCGCGAGAUUGUUCGAGCGUCUCAUAUGUUCAUCUGUUUCUGGGCUAUUUGGAUGGGCUGUUGGGCCGUUAUAUUGCACAAAGCCAGCAUUGAUCUAGGAUGGCUCUUUUAUGUCCAAGGCGUCGUGCUGAGUCCUGCAGUAAUCCCUAUAGCACUAACUGUGACUUGGCGGAAACUCACUCGCAUUGCUGUGUUCAGCGGCUCUCUAUCUGGAGCUGCCUUGGGAAUGGUCGCGUGGAUGAUAGGGUGCCGAAAAAUCUACGGAUCGAUCACCAUUACGAACCUCGCUCAACCUUACUCAGCUGUCUGCUCAGGUCUGACGGGGCUCUUGAUCUCUGGCACCGUGACAAUUGCUGUGUCCUUGAUCAAACCUGCUAAUUACGAUUUCACUGCAACAAGAGAUAUGAAGAGCGUUCACGACAGUGAUGACGCAACUAUGGAGGUACAAAAAGACCUGGAAGGCGCUUCAGUGGUCAAGGUUGAACAUGAACAUGCAAUUGAUGGAAAGGAGUCGGUCGUCCGCGACGGGAUUCGACCUGUGGAGGAUGAAUGCCACGAUGCGAGGUCCCCGGAGAGCCUGGAAGACGGGACACAUAAAGCAUUGGAAGCAGUGUACAAGCGAGCCGCAAUUUACUCGACACUGCUUACUGUCUGCGUCACAAUCAUUGUGCCGCUACCUAUGUUCUUCUCGCACUACAUUUUCAGCGAAUCAUUCUACACCUUCUGGGUGGUCUGCACCAUAUUGUGGGCCUUCCUCAGCGGUGCUUUCUGUAUUAUUCUUCCGCUAUGGGAAUCGCGUUCUCAAAUCUGCGCCAUUGCGGUCGGUGUGUACAAACUUGUAUCCGGGUCUUUGUCGUUGCGAUCGCCACAAAGAGAUCGUCGACGUCUACACUAA